CCUUCUCCCCUUCCUGGUGCGAAGCUUCCCUUUUGCACCGCCAGCCCUCCCUCCCCCCUUCCCAUCAUUUCCUUCUGCUGGGGACGGCAGGAGCCCGGAACGUGGACGGUUUGCAAAGGCAGUGGAAGCAACAGGCGAGUGAAAUAAUAAUAAUAAUAAUAAUAAUAAUAAUAGGAGUCAGGAUUCCUGGGAGGGAGAAGAGGGGUGGGAGGUGGGAAUCCCAGUCUCCCAGGUGGAGGCAGGCAGGCAGGCAGGAGUACCUAAGAUGAAACGUGUUGGCUAACACACACACACACACACACGUGUAUGCUAACAGCAGCCUCCUUCUGCAGAAGAUCCGCAAGCCUGGCGGCAGGAGCAACUGCUUUGCAAUGCAGAAGGUUCCCCCGUUUCAGGCGCGGAGUGAAGGCACAAAGUGCCCGCGCCCUCCCAGAUCCAGGACACGCUCAUAUGAAUCUGUGAUCAGCAUCACAGCCAAGCACAGACAAGCCCUUCCAGGAAUGAGCAGCGCCUGCGGUUGGUGCACCUGCCUUGCAUGUAGAAGGCCUCGGUUCAGUCCCCAGCGGCAUCUACAGGUUCAGCCUGAAAGCCUGGAGAAGCGCUGCCGGUCAGUGUUUUGACAGCACUAAGCAGAGAUGCCAGAAGGGGGAGAAAUGGAGGCAGUGAGAGAUUUUACUUUCUUGGGCUCCAUGAUCACUGCAGAUGGUGACAGCAGCCACAAAAUUAAAAGAUGCCUGCUUCUUGGGAGAAAAGGAAUGACAAACCUAGACAGUAUCUUAAAAAGUAGAGACAUCACCUUGCCAUCAAAGGUCCGUAUAGUUAAAGCCAUGGUUUCCCCAGUAGUGAUGUAUGGAAGUGAGAGCUGGACCAUAAAGAAGGCUGAUCAGAGUUCAAGGAUGUUUUCCAGCCCAGGGGGUGUGAAGCAGGGCAAGUGAGGGAUGUGGCCUUCUUGGGAGACACCUGAGGGCCAUGUACAGAAAUCACAUUGCUUCUCUUUUUACUCUUUCCCUCUUUUUCUGCUGUUCCCUGUGUUGAGUUUAAGAUUGUAAGCUCCUUGGGGCAGGGACCUCUUGCACUCAGUGAAGUGCCAUGCGCAGGGACUUUGUCCUGGAAAAUUCAAUUGCUUUGUUUUUUAAAAAACUGUUUUAAUUGCUUUGGAAUUGUUUUAUUUCUUCAUUUUAACUAUGUGUGGAUUUUGUAACUUGAUUUCAUAUUUGCAAACCACUUAAAAAGCCUUUUUGGCAUACAAACGGAUAAAUAACAUUAAUUGCCGAAAGUCAAUUUGUCUUCACAAUGCGGCCUUAAGUGCACAUCCGCAUUCCCCAAAUUGAGAAGCGACAGGGAUGUGGUGCGUUCAAGGGAGAUACUUAUUUGGUCCAAUCUUGCACCACUUUCCUUUUUUCUACUUAAACUCAUCAAAUUUCCUUUCCUGUCUAGGUGCCACGUGCCAGGAGUCAAAAUGGAGGAGCGGGCCUCGCCAGGACCUACGUCGGUGAAGGGCAUGCCAGGGAAAGAACUUCGCAUUGUCCAAAUUGGGACGAGCGCGGAAAUGAUUCCGCCUCGGGUUAAGGAAGAACCAGAGGAUCGGGUGCAGGAGUUCUGGGAAGCCAGGAAGCAGGAAUUUCUGAAGACAGCAGCCCCGUCCUCGUAUCCCGGGUGGGGAGACGCACUAUUGCCUCGGCCCCCGACGGAGGAGAGCUCUGCAGGGACGAAGGCCUCCUUUGAAGGGGCGUCGGACACUAAGCAGUGGUCCAGAGAAGAGAGUGCGGAUCUGGCCCUGCUAGGCCUGAGCGGCAAGGAGGUCCACGAGGCUCAGGAAAAUGCAGACGCCUCUGUGGGAGUGAAGGAGGAGAUCCCGGACGCAGACGCCCUAAACAUGGAGAUGCGCUGCCAGCGCUUCCGGCAUUUCGGUUACCGGGAGGCCGAGGGUCCCCGCAAGGUCUUCUGCCAGCUCUGGGAGCUCUGCCGCCAGUGGCUGAAGCCGGAGAGACACACCAAGGAGCAGAUCCUGGAGCUGGUGAUCCUGGAGCAGUUCCUGAUGAUUCUGCCCCUGGAGAUGCAGUGCUGGGUGCGGGAGAGGGGCCCAGAGACCGGCAACCAGGCCGUGGCCCUGGCGGAGGAUUUCCUGUGGAGGCCGCAAAGGACGGAGCAGAAGGUGAGGGCAGAUUGCUUGUAGAGCAGGAAGGGACCCCAGGAGGUCAUCCAGCCCAACCCGCUGCUCAAUGCGGGGUCAAAAGUUUAUUUAUUGUUUGUAUCCCACCUCUUACCCAAGGAGCUCAAGGGACACUGCAGAUCUGAAUUCGCUACUGAAUACACACCAGGGUGGAUUUGAUUUAAAUCAAAUCAAUUUAAAUCACUAUUUAAAUCAUUAGUCAGUAAGGCUUGGUUUAAAAUAAUUUUUUUUACAGAAAGACUCAUUCUUGCUGGUAUAAUCUUAAUAUUUACAACCAAUCAGAUGAAGGUUUCCUUUUUGGAAUAAUAAAUUUUCAGAGUAGUUUUUACAGUUAUAUCAAAAAUUACUGAUUUGGUUAUAUUAUUAGAAAUACAUAGACCAAUAAUUAUGAAAUUAUUGUGAGGAAUAACAACAACCACAACAACAAUAAUAAUAAUUAUUAUUUAUUAUUUAUACCCCGCCCAUCUGGCUGGGCUUCCCCAGCCACUCUGGCGGCCUCCAAAAAAAUAUUAAAAUACUGUGAUACAUCAAACAUUAAAAGCUUCCCUAAACAGGGCUGCCUUCAGAUGUAUUCUAAAAGUCUGGCAGUUGUUGUUCUCUUUGACAUCUGGUGGGAGGGUGUUCCACAGGGAGGGCACCACUACUGAGAAGGCCCUCUGCCUGCUUCCCUGUAACUUGGCUUAUCGCAGUGAGGGAACCGCCAGAAGGCCCUCGGUGUUGGACCUCAGUGUCCGGGUAGAACGAUGGGGGUGGAGACGCUCCUUCAGAUAUACUGGACUUUAAAAAAUACUUAGACUGAGUUUUGGCACACAUGAAAAUCUUAAACAAAUCCUUAUUUCCUGAUGAGUAGCUUUUGGACUAUAAUGUAACUUAAAUCGAAAACUAUCUUUAGAAAGAUUUUUCCUCCGAAAGCAUUUUAUUUUAAAAAUCCGAUUUAAAUUUUAAAAAAUCUGACUUUAAAAAAAAAAUGAUUUAAAUUUAAAAUAAUCUGAUUUUUUUAUCUUUAAAAAAAAUCAUUGAUUUUUGUCCACCCUGAUACACACCAACAUACAUGUGCAUAUUCACAUGGAUUUCCAAACUCAUUUAAAAUAACGUAUUGCAUAUUGUCCUUAUUUUUUUCCCCAGACAGUGGAGGAUCUGGACAGUUCUGCUGCUGGUUCCCCCAAGUCGGAGCUGGAUCCGUCGGACAUUGUGAAGAUUGAGCUGCCCAUGGAUGGUGAUGGUGAGGAGACCCAAAGUGGGGUUUGGGGGGGAGGUGGGGUACAGGUGAGGACAGAGCCCUUUGACAAAAGAUUGAAGCUGCUGGUCAGAGGCAGGGAUGCCUCUGAAAAUCAGUUGCAGGAAACCACAGGAAGGGACACGGUUUGGAUAUGUAAUUCAAAACCUGUUUGAAGUCCAUAUCGCGAUAUCGGUUUCAUAAUUUUUGACCUUGCAAUUUGUCGCAAAUCAUAAUGUUUGUGUGUGUUCUGCAAAAAUUACAAUAUGGAAAAAACCAUGAAGCCAGCCAACGCUUUUCUCGAUUCCUACAGCCCCUGUUAUUUAAUUUUUUAAAAAUUAUUUAUUUGGUUUUUCAAAUUAAAUUUUUUACAGAGAUGUAUAUAUCAAACGGGACGCGGGUGGCGCUGUGGGUAAAACCUCAGCGCCUAGGACUUGCCGAUCGCAUGGUCGGCGGUUCGAAUCCCCGCGGCGGGGUGCGCUCCCGUCGUUCGGUCCCAGCGCCUGCCAACCUAGCAGUUUGAAAGCACACCCGGGUGCAAGUAGAUAAAUAGGGACUGCUUACCAGCGGGAAGGUAAACGGCGUUUCCGUGUGCUGCGCUGGCUCGCCAGAUGCAGCUUGUCACGCUGACCACGUGACCCGGAAGUGUCUGCGGACAGCGCUGGCUCCAGGCCUAUAGAGUGAGAUGAGCGCACAACCCUAGAGUCUGGCAAGACUGGCCCAUACGGGCAGGGGUACCUUUACCUUUACCUUUUAUAUAUCAAACAUAAAUCAUAAAAAUAAGAUUCCAAGAAAUCUCCUGGUCAUUUCCUCCCGCAUCUUUUGUGAUGAUCCAAAUCUUUUACAUCUCCAUUGUGUCCGGUAUUCAUCCUUAGACUGCAAGAUAUAUCCCAACCCUACUAAUAGUUUUAAUGGCUUCCAAUGGUCUUUAAAAUUAGUUAUAAAUUUUCCCCAUUCCUUAUUAAAAUCUUGGUCUUCCUGAUUUCUGAUUCUUCCGGUCAUUUUAGCCAUUUCAGCAUAAUCCAUCAACUUCAUCUGUCAUUCUUCUCUAGUAGGGACUUUAUCUUCUUUCCAUCUCUGGGCAUACAUCUGCAGCCCCUGUUAGCUCUGCUGGCUCAGCUCUCCCCCGACUCAUGCAGGGGGGCAGCGGAUCACAAGAGCAGACGCCAGCAGAAAUCACGAUGCAGGAAAAACCGUGAAGCCAGCCAGUGCCUCUACUUAGCUUAUAAACUGUACUUAUACAGUGGUACCUCGGGUUAAGUACUUAAUUCGUUCCGGAGGUCCGUUCUUAACCUGAAACUGUUCUUAACCUGAAGUACCACUUUAGCUAAUGGGGCCUCCCACUGCUGCUGCUGCUGCUGCUGCACCACCGGAGCACGAUUUCUGUUCUCAUCCUGAACCAAAGUUCUUAACUUGACGUACUAUUUCUGGGUUAGCGGAGUCUGUAUCCCGAAGCGUCUGUAACCUGAAGCAUAUGUAACCUGAGGUACCAUUGUACUGCGAUGUUUAGCUGCUGAUAUAGCACAUACAGUGGUACCUCGGGUUACAGACACUUCAGGUUACAGAUUCCACUAAACCAGAAAUAGUACCUCGGGUUAAGAACUUUGCUUCAGGGUGAGAACAGAAAUCGUGCAGCAGCAGUGGGAGGCCCCAUUAGUUAAAGUGGUACCUCAGAUUAACAACAGUUUCAGGUUAAGAACGGACCUCCAGAACGAGUUAAAUUCUUAAUCCAAGAUACCACUGUAGUUGAAAAGCAGAUAGUGCCCAGCUCUACUUUUGCUCCAAUCCUGCUUUCUGGUUUCCCACUGGGUUCUGGUUGGACACUGUGAGAACGAGACCCUAAGCUAGAUGGGACAUUGGCCUGAUCCAGCAGGCUCCUCUUAACCCCUUAUUUGCGUUAUUUCAGGAGUCAGUGACCAGCAGCAAUAUAUCCUUGGGGGAGCGGCCGGCUUGGAGGAGGGGAUGUAUGGCCACGUGAGGAAGAAGGUGGUCUUGGGCCCCCGUCCGAAGACCCCGAAGGCACCGCCCAAGGAGAAGCCCCACAAGUGCCAGUACUGCGGGAAGAUCUCUGACUGCCGCGCCCACCUGAUCAUCCAUGAGCGGACGCACACGGGCGAGAAGCCGCACAAGUGCUCAGCCUGCGGCAAGUGCUUCACACGGAAGGAGUCCCUCAUCAUCCACGAGCGCUUCCACACGGGUGAGAAGCCGUACAAGUGCUCGGCCUGCGGCAAGACCUUCAGCGACAAGAUCGGGCGGCUGAUCCACGAGCGGACCCACACGGGCGAGCGGCCCUACAAGUGCCCCGAGUGCGGGAAGAGCUUCGGCACUCGCUGCAACCUCCUGCGCCACCGGAGGGUGCACACGGGGGAGAAGCCAUACCGGUGCGCUGAGUGCGGCCAGAGCUUCCGCUACCGGCCGCAGCUGGUGAUCCACGAGGGCAGCCACAAGGGGGAGAAGCCCUACAAGUGCCCCGAGUGCGGGGAGAGCUUCAGUCAGACGCGGCACCUGGUCAUCCACAAGUGGACCCACACGGGGGAGAGGCCCCACAAGUGCGCCGUCUGCGGCAAGAGCUUCAACCAGAAAUCGGACCUGGUCACGCACACCCGGACCCACACAGGCGAGAAGCCGUACGCCUGCUCCGAGUGUGGGAAGAGCUUCAUCUCCAGCUGCCAGCUGAGGAAGCACGAGCGGAUCCACACGGGCGAGAAGCCCUACCAGUGCGCCGAGUGCGGGAAGCGCUUCACCUACAGCUCGCACCUGACGACGCACAAGCGCACCCACACAGGGGAGAAGCCCUACCAGUGCGCCGACUGCGGCAAGUGCUUCAUCUCCAGCUCGCACUUCACCGCCCACAAGCGCACCCACACGGGGGAGAAGCCCUUCCGCUGCGCGCACUGCGGGAACGGCUACAUCCAGAGGUCGCAGCUGGCCAAGCACGAGAGGUCCCACACGGGCGAGAAGCCCUACGCCUGCUCCGAGUGCGGGCAGAACUUCCGCUGGAGCCAAGGCCUCAAGAAACACAUGCGGACGCACACGGGAGAGAAGCCCUACCAGUGCCCCAGGUGCGAGAAAACCUUCUCCAGCUCCUCCAACCUCUCCCGGCACCAGAAGAUCCACGCCAGGGAGAAGCCAUAGCGCCAGCUUCGUUUCCGGAUCCAGUGGUGGGAUCGUGGGUGCAGUCGGGUGCAGGGAUACCAAAGAAGGACGUCCAAAACGCCCAGGGGUUCAGUCCUAGUGCUUUAUUCAAAAAAAGGUGCAGACUUCCAGCAAAGCAAGUGAAUAUACAAUGGUACCUCGGGUUACAGGCGCUUCAGGUUACAGACUGCGCUAACCCAGAAAUAGUACCUCGGGUUAAGAACUUUACCUCAGGAUGAGAACAGAAAUCGCACGGCGGCAGCGGGAGGCCCCAUUAGCUAAAGUGGUACCUCAAGUUAAGAACAUUUUCAGGUUAAGAACGGACCUCCAGAACGAAUUAAGUUCUUAACCUGAGGUACCACUGUAAAAAUUAUCUGAGCUCCUUGCUACAACAACUAAUUGUGGGGUUAUCUUGACUACCAAGAUGGCGUCUGCAGGCCUUCCAGAACAUGCCGCCUUUGGUUCAGCACACUGACAAGCAGUGCUCUCACCUCUCUGACACCUCACCCUGACAAAGCCUCUGGGGCUGCUGCAGCGAAAACCCGCUUUGAGGGACUUGUUUCUCUUCUCCCUGCCAAAAGGCACACUCUCCUCCAGCUGCCAGCUGCCCGGGAACUGCAAGGGAGGGGCACUCUGGCUCACAGAACCAGCAAGUGGAAGAAGGGCUGCUGGCUGGUUUUUUCUGGUAUUGCUUUAUGCCAGGUUUGGGGAACUUGUGGCCCUCUGGAUGCAAGACUCCAGUUCCCAUCAUCCCCAGCCGAUGCGGGCAAUGGCCAGGAAUGAAGGGAGCUGCGGUCCAGCAACACCUGGAGAGCUUUGGGUUCUGCCAUUCUUGCUUUUGGAAGUAAGCCUGAAGUAGACUCUGAAUAUGCAAGGAUGAGGUUUCAUGGUUCAAGUGUGUCAUGGGCCAGCUUUGAGAAUUUGCUUAAUUGAAAGAGCCAGAAAACGAGUUCAGACGCAACACUAUAGAAGAAGAGGAGUUUGGAUUUGAUAUCCUGCUUUAUCACAACCCGAAGGAGUCUCAAAGCGGCUAACAUUCCCUUCCUCCCCCACAACAAACACUCUGUGAGGUGAGUGGGGCUGAGAGACUUCAGAGAAGUGUGACUGGCCCAAGGUCACCCAGCAGCUGCAUGUGGAGGAGCGGAGACGCGAACCCGGUUCCCCAGAUUACGUGACUACCGCUCUUAACCACCACACCACACUGGCACUGUAGCCCGAGCAGAUUGGAAUAAAAUUCAGAUGGAAAGGGAAUUGAAAUAUUUAGGCUGCCAUCCCAGCCCUGCCCACUGAAUUCAGUGGGACUUACUCCCAGGUGUGUUGAGUUAGGAUCGCUGCUUCUGCAGGGCUGGUGUCUUAAAAAGGUUGGUGCUGGAUUUAAAAAAGUAAACCUUGUUGGCAAGGAACGUGAUGGGUUUGUUGGUUUUUAACAGCUCUGAUGGAUGUACACAACUGCUUUUAGGCACUGGGGAAGAGAGAAUAUUCUAUUCCAUUGUAUUAUAGAGGAUGUUUAUCAAUUUGCCAUUGGUGCGUACCUACGUUAUGGGCACAUUUGUUUCUCAGCCACUGUGAUCCACCCAAAGCAGAAGGCAAUAUGUACAAAGUCACAGCAGUUAGAUUUUAGCAACUAUACUGACUGUAGGUAUUGUGUUAAAACUAACUCCAGAUCCUCAUUAAAUUCUAGCUGCUGUAUCUCAUGUGUAGUGGAAUGUGCAUUGCAUUAAAAAAUAAAUGUCUUGCCCUUCCCCUCCGAGGAGCUCAAGGAGGUCUCCACUGUUUCCUGCCCAACCCCAACAUCCUGUAACAACCUGGUAAGGUGAAUUAAUUGAAAGCAUCAGGCCAAAAGCUGUUGUUCCAACAGUGGCCAACCGGUUGCCUCUGGGACGGUCGCGAGCAGGAUGGGAACAGCUGACUCCCCACUUAUGGCUCCCAGAAACUGGUAUUUGGAGGCACUCAAAG
Messenger RNA from Podarcis lilfordi (Lilford's wall lizard), 8480 nucleotides. Lineage: Eukaryota; Metazoa; Chordata; Lepidosauria; Squamata; Lacertidae. The record is from the annotation of a GenBank genome assembly.